AUGCUAGCAUUAGACUUUGCGUCAGGGCUCGUGGAUCUUUCCUUCAACCAGUUAUGCGAGCGGCGAGAUUUCAUGAAUGAAGACAUCAAACAAGAAAAAUCUAUUAAUCAGCUCUGGACUUCUCAAGCAUUAGAGCACCGCAUGACGCUCUACCAUUUGUUCUGCCAGUUUAUGCUCAUAGCUCGACUCUGCCUUGCUACGGUAUCAAGAUUGCGCUGGGAGCGCCAUGAUGUAGCACGAGUACCGAGCUGCGGUGUCGAACAUUCAGGUGCUAUACAGGUUUGUUCUGUACUCUCGCGGUCAAAUCUGAUCUGCUCCAAUAUUAUGACGCGGCCAGGAUUCCUGUGCCCGUCGGUCCUAUUAUCAGGCCUGAAAGAUAAGGCUAGUUGUCCUCAUGAUGGGUUCAAUUUAUCGACAACUGUGCUCCACAAAUGGUACCGCCGCAAAGACCCUACUAGACCAUUCGAUGCAGACACCGUAUUCGAGAAAGAUGUCGUGCUUCCCAUGCGAGAUGGGGUAAAACUGUACUGCGAUGUCUUCCGGCCUAUCGGUGACGAGAAGGUCCCGGCCAUAAUCAUCUGGAGUCCGUAUUGCAAAUUAGGCACUGGUCAGUAUGCAACCGGUCUUCACGGGCUGUACAUGAUCCCCGGUCGACUCGGGUCCCUCGGGAACAGGUCAGCUGUUAUGAAAAUAAACAUAAAAAGGUUGGAUCCUGCAGUACGGCCAGCGAGGGGACAUGCCAUUGUCGACGUCGAGUUGCGUGUGUCUUGGGGCUCCGAAGUUUUUAGAGGAGUGAUUGUAGCAGUUGGAUCGAAUUCGCUGCGAUAUUGGACUGGUGAUCCGAUAAUGUGGCAUUAG
Molecule: messenger RNA, 858 nt
Organism: Truncatella angustata
Lineage: Eukaryota; Fungi; Ascomycota; Sordariomycetes; Amphisphaeriales; Sporocadaceae
Exons: 8
Coding region: 1-858 (285 amino acids)
Source: RefSeq, a predicted model, not a curated record